This is a messenger RNA of Purpureocillium takamizusanense, 753 nucleotides long. Its product is annotated as Cutinase. The transcript has 2 exons. Gene Ontology annotation, cellular component: extracellular region. The record is from RefSeq and is a predicted model, not a curated record. Lineage: Eukaryota; Fungi; Ascomycota; Sordariomycetes; Hypocreales; Ophiocordycipitaceae. Gene Ontology annotation, biological process: carbohydrate catabolic process. Gene Ontology annotation, molecular function: cutinase activity. Bases 1 to 753 code for a protein of 250 amino acids.
AUGGUUCGACUCACCCAAGUGCUGUCCGCAUUCCUGGCCGCCGGCCAGGUGCUGGCAGUCCCUGCGCCAUCGUCCGAUAUAGAGCGGCGAAACGGGCCAGAGGUCACACAGUUUCUGUCCCAGGUCGCGGCCAUGUUUCCUAUCAAUCUUGCCGUCGAGCACGUUUGUAGUGUCCUUAUGGCCGGCGAGCUCGUCCUAGCCAUGAAACCUGGGAUCUCGGCUAUGAGAAACGAUGCCUGCGGCGACGUCACGCUCAUGUUUGCCCGAGGAACCUGCGAAGUCGGCGAUAUGGGCGUUCUUGCGGGGCCCUUCUUCUCCAAGGCCCUCGAGAAGAAACUGCACGAACACGGUCGCUCGCUUGGAGUAAAAGGUUUCGCGUAUCCUGCGAGCGUCGACGGAUACCUCACGGGGUCCCUAGCCAACGGCAAGAGCUUCGGACAAGCCAUCCGAGACGUCGCGACCAAGUGUCCCAGCACAAGGAUUGUACUCGGCGGGUACUCGCAGGGCGGGAUGGUGGUGCACGGCGCCGCGACGAGCCUCGAUGCGAGCGUCAUGUCUAGGGUCAGCGCCGUGGUCAUUUUCGGCGACCCGUAUUCGAAACGGGCUGUAGAUAACAUAGAUGCGUCUAAAGUGCGCGUAAUUUGCCACGACGGAGACAAUAUCUGCGACAACGGCCCUAUUGUUACGCCGCAGCAUCUGACAUAUGCGCUCGACGCUGGUUCUGCGGCCGACUUCGUCGUUUCAAAGGUCUAA